Messenger RNA from Phragmites australis (common reed), 1200 nucleotides. RefSeq lists its product as uncharacterized. The record is from RefSeq and is a predicted model, not a curated record. Bases 250 to 924 code for a protein of 224 amino acids. Lineage: Eukaryota; Viridiplantae; Streptophyta; Magnoliopsida; Poales; Poaceae. The transcript has a single exon.
AAAAAUUGCAGUACCUUUCCUUGCAACCAAAGCCAAGCACUCUUCCUUCUUCUCCCACCUUUAAUCUCUCUCAUCGAUCUUCACAUGGCGCCGCACCCAUGUCGUCCUUCAGUCCUUGUCCCUCUCUUAUAUACACCACAACCACACUGAGCACCUCCUCCUCCUCCACUCUACAGCCACAGGCUAAGCAAGGAGUGAUUAGUUGAGCAGCAGCUGGCUUUGGCUGGCUAGGUAGGUGGCCCGCCAUUAAUGGCCGCCGGGUGCAAGGCGGCCAUCGGCUGCGUGGACGCGCGCGCGCCGGUCCGGGCCAGCUACGUCAGCCUGUACAAGUGGCCCGAGUCCGACGCCGAGUUCGUCAAGUCGGUGGCCAUGGCGCGGCGCCAGGGAGGUCAGGAGGAGAGCCCAGGCAGCUCGUCCUACUGCUACUACAACGGCAGCGGCAGCAUGCGCCGCGGCUGCAGCGGUGAGCUGGCGGCGGGGUACUGCAGCCCGCGGGUGGUGGACAGCUACUCGUGCCGGCAGAUGUACCUCCGCAGCUACACCUUCUCCAAGAAGAAGGAGACCGUGCCGGAGCGCACCAUGGCCUGCCUCGGCCGCGUCCGCGAGCGCGCCGCCGUGUUCCCAUUCCUCCCGCAGCGCGGCGGCGGCGGUUCUGCGGCCGCCUCUGACGCCGGCUCGGUCGGCAGCGCGAGCAACAUUGCCGGCGCCGGCGGUCACGGCGCGAGCGGAGACAGAGAGGACGUGGGACUCCGUGGCAGGAAGGCGAGGGCGAGGAGGAGGAGGAGGAAGAAGAAGAAGGGGUGCGCCAUCGUGAGGAGGCUGCAGGAGGCGUCGUGCGGCGCGGUGCGCGCCAUCUUCCGCCGCCUCCUCGCCUGCACCACCAGCGUGGACGUCGCCGACAGCGGCGCGCAGCCGUCGAGCUGAAAUGGUCACGUGUGCAGUGUGCUGCCUUGCUGUUCUGCUUCUGCAUGCAUGCAUGCAUGCUGCUCUAGCUUGUGUUAAUUUUCGUGUGCCACUGCAAUGCUGCUAGUAAAUUAAAUUACAUUCCUCUCGAGCUGCAGUACAGUAGCAAGCAGUAAGUAGUAGUAAUCUGCAGUAAAACAUGGACGCAAAUCAUCAGACGGCUGUACGUAUUGUAAGUUAAUCAAUUUGUGAUUGUGUUAUUUAUUUGGUAUAUGUAUACACUUGCUAUUGUACAUA